AUUUGCAGUCACGCCCUACUGCAGCAUCCACGAGCCUCAAGUUGUGAGUUUAUAGUUGAUAAGUCUUACCAACAUUUUUCUUCCAGAUGUUGAGACCCUGUAUCCAUAGUUCGGUGCGCAAUGGUACGUAAAUGUUAAUCAGCAACGACAUAAACCAUUGGACAUGAACCCCUGGAUCAAUUAAAGCUUCACGAAAUUACGAGGCCAGGACAUGUAUCUCGCUACCUCCCUUGGAAUCAGUAUUCACAGAAGCGAUGCGUCUGCAUGUUGGUGUUCUCAUCACACGGAUGUCCACGGAACCUGUCACAAUUGUUGGCUACACGUUACAUAAAGGAUUUAUAGUCUAAGCCCCAACCGAUGUAGCACAUCUUGACGAAUCUGCCUGGGUAGACCCGGCCAUCUGGCUUUUGAGUUUUAGGGUGUCGCCACCUUAGGGAAAUAGAGACGAUGGAUAAGACUGGAAAUGUCACCAAGAAACUCGAAUCUCCAUAUCCAGAAAAAAGGGGUUAUUUUUUCCCAGGCGGUCCGUUUCUCGUAUCAAUAGCCCUCACAUCAUCAUGUUUGAAAUGAUAGGAUGAUUGAUUCUGAGUUUGUGCUGAUACAUCUAUUACUUUCACUGAAAUAUGUGGUGGAGUUGGUAUUUGUGCUGGAGGUUCAUUGCAAAUGUAGAGAUCCUACUUAAAGUAUCCAUGAUGAUCUCUAGGUUCGAUAUAAAGUUCGUCGAAUGGAUAAAGACAUAUAGGUCUCCCUCGAACCGGGCCGCAAUUAACAAUAUCGGGUGUGCUAAUACAGUGGCAGCACCGCCUGAUAGAGACAUGAAUGUCAGGUGGAGGAGACUGUGGUAAGAUAUUUCUACAUAUUCUCAAGAGAGAAGAUGGCACAAGGAAUAAUAAAAGGAGAACGCGGGGGGGAGGAGUCUAUCGGAGGAAUCAAUAAAUGGUUAACUAGUAUAGUUUGGCUUUUAGUAUUCGCAUAGAGAUAUGUUAUGAAGCUCAGUAGAAAACAUGCCGAGUUCUAACCUAAGGUGCCAACCUACGGAAAAAUGUUCCAAUACUAGCAGUCUUUCAAAAUACGAGUAAAAGUACAGUAAUAAGG
This is a messenger RNA of Daldinia decipiens, 1095 nucleotides long. RefSeq lists its product as uncharacterized. The record is from RefSeq and is a predicted model, not a curated record. Lineage: Eukaryota; Fungi; Ascomycota; Sordariomycetes; Xylariales; Hypoxylaceae. The transcript has 2 exons. The coding region runs from base 624 to 845 and encodes 73 amino acids.